AGGCGAGCGGGGCUCAGUGGGACCAGGCAGAGGCCGGCAGGCAGGCGGUGGGGAAAGGGUUGUAGCCGCGGAGACGUGCCCGGGGUGGAUACACCAUGCUCGCCAAGCGGGAGAGAGACUCUGCCCAGGACACACGAUGAAGGUGGAGAGGAAGACCUCCUCUUCACGCAACGCUUUUACUGACAUUCCUCCUCUACUGACGCCCGUUGGCCUCCUCCUCCUCCUCCUCUUCACAGGCGAGGCGUCCGGGGUGAACGUGACCAGCCACGCCCAGGUGGUGAGGGGCACGGUGGGCAAAGAGGCCCUCCUGUCCGUCAGCUACUCCAGCAGCAGCGCGGACAAGCCCGUGAUCAAGUGGCAGCUCAAGAGGGACCAAGAGAAACCCAUCACCGUGGUGCAGUCCAUCGGGACCGACAUCAUCGGGAACCUGAGGCCGGAGUACCGCAACCGCAUCCUGGUGUUGGAGAACGGCUCGCUGCUGCUCCACAGCCUGCAGCUGUCGGACGAAGGGGCCUACGAGGUGGAGAUCUCCAUCACCGAUGACACCUUCACCGGGGAGCGCUACAUCGGGCUCACCGUGGACGUGCCCGUGUCCAGACCGUACAUCCAGAUGAUCGCCUCCUCCGUCCUGGAGUACAGCGAGCACUUUCACCUCCACUGUUCCCACGACAACGGCACGAAGCCCGUCUACGGUUGGCUGAAGGGCGGCAAGGUGCUGGCCAAUGACACGCGUCUGCAGCUUUCCCACGACCAAAAGGUGCUGACCGUGUCGCGCGUGGUGAUGUCGGACGAUGACGUGUACGUGUGCACGGUGGAGAACCUCAUCAGCAGCAUGAGGAGCACGCCCGUCAAGCUCACCGUCUACAAGAGGAGCUCGCUAUACAUCAUCCUGUCCACCGGGGGCAUAUUCCUCCUGAUCACCCUGGUGACGGUGUGCGCUUGUUGGAAGCCAUCCAAAAAGAAGCAUCGACCUGUCCCCCAAAGAGCUCCCAUCUAUCUGGACCAGAGUGAAAAUGGCCACGACGUUGAUGUUGUUCCCAAACCGUCUACCCUCGGUCGAAGGAGUCCCAUGCCGCUUUAUGUUCUCAACGAAGACGAGACUCUGGAGCAUUUCGAAGAAUGCACCGGCGGCAGCGCUGCCAUCCAAUCAGAACUGAGUAUUCCUGCCCUGUACGCCCCUCCGAUGCUUCCUAGCCCCGCCUCCUCCCUCUCCUCCUCCAAUAGAAGCGAGCGGCCCGUGUGGUCCGCGCCGCGCAGGUACCCGCGCAGCGCCUCUCCGCUGGCGCAGCCUCUUCUUCCGCAGCCCCUCGCGGUCCCUCCGCUUCGCCCCGCCCACCGCUCACCGGCUCACUCCCCCGGCUCGUCGCCGCGAGGUUUCAGCCCGAUAAGAAAAGCCCGUCCGCCGGUAAGCAUCCCGAGCAGCCCGCACCUACCCGUGGAGGUCCAGUGCCCGGAACCACGUGAUCAGACCGGCAGCCAAUCACAGCAGUGACAGCUGCAUGUUUUCUUUCCGUGUAGUUUCUUUGACUUUCAGCUAAUUCUUUCACUUCAUACGCCAUUAUUUAUCAUCUUAUUAUCUUACUUCUAUGCACAAUAUUUCUAGUAGUCUUUUGAUGAUAAAAAGAAAGUAUAUUGUAGUAUGUCAUGUAUAGAAUGAUCAGACAGUUAAACAAAUAAAUCCACAUCUGGUAUAUAUUUUGUUUCUUGAUGAAUAUAAAUGUUAAGUAUACCUGUACAUAUGUAAGUUAAUAGUUUUAGAUAUGGUGUUUAUUUUUCUUUCUUUCUUUUUCGAACAAUUAAACUGCAAAGUGUAUUCUUUAUUGUGGAAUUAGAUCACCGUAUAACCUCAGGUAAUAAAACAGUUUAAAUAGUU
Molecule: messenger RNA, 1873 nt
Organism: Pseudoliparis swirei
Lineage: Eukaryota; Metazoa; Chordata; Actinopteri; Perciformes; Liparidae
Gene: hepacama
Product: hepatic and glial cell adhesion molecule a
Exons: 7
Coding region: 137-1492 (451 amino acids)
Source: RefSeq, a predicted model, not a curated record